UCGCACACAAGGGACGCCACCCACGAAACGUCCAGACGAAGAAGAUGCAAAAGCAGCAAUCCAAACAAAAAUAAUCGAUUCUUCAAAAAGACAUCACAGCAUUAGUGUUCAUUGUGCACGAAAUUUUAUUUACAAAAUGCCUGGUAAAGUAAAAGUUAAAGUGCUUGCGGGGCGAAACUUACCGGUGAUGGACAGGGGCAGUGAUACUACUGAUGCAUUCGUUGAAAUCAAGUUUGGCUCGAUCACUCACAAAACGGAUGUUUGCCGAAAAAGUCUCAAUCCGGUUUGGAACUCCGAUUGGUAUCGUUUCGAGGUAGACGAUGCCGAUCUUCAGGAUGAGCCGCUACAAAUUCGCCUCAUGGACUAUGACACGUAUUCCGCCAACGAUGCCAUUGGAAAAGUCUACAUAAAUUUAAGUCCAUUAUUGCAUUCCUUUACUUUAGAAAAACCUACACAAAGUAAUACGGGGAAAGGUUCGGUUAUGUCCGGUUGGAUUCCGGUUUAUGAUACUAUGAAUGGCGUGCGGGGAGAAGUGAAUGUUAUUGUCAAAGUUGAUUUGUUCACUGAUUUCAACAAAUUUCGACAAAGCUCUUGCGGUGUUCGCUUCUUUCAUUCCCCUGUUAUUCCUCAUGGAUAUAAUGCACAUGUAAUACAUGGUUUUGUAGAAGAACUUGUAGUUAAUGAUGAUCCAGAAUAUCAGUGGAUUGAUAAAAUUCGGACACCACGGGCUUCCAAUGAAGCUAGACAGAUAGUUUUCAUGAAAUUAUCAGGACAAGUUCAAAGGAAAAUCGGAUUGAAAGCUAUUGAAUUGGGUGCGAAUGCAGUAAUAGGAUAUGCCCAAUGUUUCGAUUUGGAAGGAGACGUGGGCGUGGUUGCACGUGGCAUUGGUACAGCAGUUACCUUAGUAAAAAUACAUGACAGUUAUUCUCAUCAAGUCGUCGACACUACCCUCGUUGAAGAGAACGAGCAAGGAAGUCAGAACGUACCAAUAGUAAAUGGAGUAAAACAUACUCGUGAAACGGCAGAUACCGCUGGAAGUCGUGUGUCGCAAAGCCCUGCGAAAGCGGGAACCCCGGGUUCUGCGGUAGUGAUCAUCAAAGAUCACAACUCGAGCAGUGCAAUUCACAGAAGGUCUUCUGAUUCCGAUCUAAGUAUUACGCCUAAAGGUAACUCUCUAACGUCCAGCGACCGUUACUUUGGCAUCGGUUCUCGAGGGCAACCAACUAGUAUAUUGAUAAAACCACUGAACCAAGACGCACUAGAGCUACUAGAAUAUCCUUUCCUAACUAUUACAAAGGUACCUCCGGGAUUUGUGCUGCAUUUAGGUGCUACCGUCUCAGCUCGAUCAGUGAAGCUAUUAGCACGUGUGCCUAAUCCUGACGAUCCAGAAACUCGCGAUAUGUGGUGGAAUGAACUUCGAAUGGAAAUCCGCUCUCAUGCACGUGCUAUUGGUUGUAACAUGGUGUUGGGAUACACGGAAACCACAACGAUAUCCGAGGACGUAUGCGUAUUGUCCGCCAUCGGAACUGCUGCUGUGAUAAAUUUACAGCACGGCGAACCAUCUGCAGCUGAUAGCACUAGGCUGCAUGGAUCAUCUCUAAAUAAGGAAAUCAUGACGUCAUCUUUGGAUGGCCAGGAGUUCGAAAAAGACCUAAAUCCUACUUCAGAACUGAGCUCUUCAACGAAAUGCGCCGACAUUUCUGACAAUCAAAAAUGUUUCGAAACAGACGGUAUGGAUGCUAGUGCAGAUGCUAGGGUGCUGAAAGACACAUUGGAUUCUACGACCAAAACUGCUUCGUCACAAACAACUGGCAAUCUUUGUGGGAUAUGCCAUAUUCCGUACUCACGCACAUCGAUCCCGUUUAGGAUUAAUACAAUGAAAUGUGCUGUAUGCAAAAAUGGCAGUGUUCCGGAUGUUUUGUUGUGUACUAUUGAAAUUCCUGAGGGACUACAGGUUGAUGGUCACGGAAUACUCAUUCAAGCACACGCUUGCAGAUCAAAACGCGAUCUUAAGGGUGAAUCGAACGCCAAGGAAAUGUCUGAUGCUUUACCUUUCCUCGAAAUCGAACUGCAUAAGUUACUGAUUAACAAGUUAAAAAUGAAAGGUAUGAACGCCAUUUUCGGUUUGAAAACAUCAGUAGCAGUUGGGGAGCGAAUGAUGGCACUAGUUGCAACAGGUACUGCAGUUUAUCUCUCUGCCCUGUCACAGCCAGCAUUACCGAAAAUUGUGGCUGGCAAUUCAUGGGCAGAUUCUGAAAAACUUGUGGAAUUGCAGAAAUCAAUUCAUGAGACGGUAGAGCGAAACAGAGAGUUUUGUCAGUUGAAGCCUCUCAAUGAUUUCAUCAACAAUAAAUCUUUGGCGCAACCAGAUGAUUCUGAUGACUCCGAGGAAGAAAUGAUGGAUCUCGACUUGACCCAUGGCAACAAAGAGACAUGUGUUUUAGAAGUGGAUGACAUUCACGAUUUGGAAAUUAUAUCACUGCUUAUGGAACCAUGUCCUCCAGAGGGUUUUCAUGUAGUUAAUACACAAGUUGUGCCGGGUCUACAUGAUGUAGAAGUAGUUCGAAAUCUACAAAUGUUCACACAAGUAUGGCGAGCUAAACUACCCACUAGUCAACCCAAUAUUAGUUUCUCGAAACACUACCAGCGGUUGUUACAAGCCAUAUACUUCAAACUACGUGCAAUGGUACCAUGUGCAAUAUGCGAUUUACGCUUUAAACUAGAUCUUCCAGAGAAUGACGAGAUUCAACUACUUGUGACGGGAAUGGCACUUGGGUUGGGCGAACCAUUCAAGCAUACUACGCUCAAAUCAAAACAUAUGACAAAUGCCAUUGCAAAGGAUCAGAUAAAACGUGUUGAUGAUGAUUUAAUCUUUAACUUAGAUGAGGAUAAUACCCCUCAACAAACAAAUAAUGCACAACAGAAUACAGUGACAUCACAGUUUGGACAAUCUGGUUCCAUCAAAUAUCGCCGAAGAUCUCCUUGUCGUGGGCGAUAUGGUUCUGGACGACUAGUUAGACAUAUGCCAUUGAAGGAACGCUAUGGAGUUGACAUCACACCUCUUAGCUACGUACCGGGUGGACGGAUAGAAAAAUAUUUAGGAAAUUUGGACUUUUUCUUCAUAAGAGAGUGCACUGCGGUGAAAGAAAAUGGCGGACUGAGUGGAUUCGUACACAGCUUCAUAACGGAGGUUUUGGCGGUGGUGAGAGCACAUGUGACAUCCCUUGGUGGCAAUGCAAUGGUAUCAUUCUACAUGACAGAACUAGUAUUAGUGGACAAUUUACAUAAAAAUCAGGGCCAAUGUUUAAUGAGUGCCGGUGGAGAUGUAGUAUUCGUGUCUUACUAUAGAGAUGAUUGAUAGCGCCAACUGCAAGUGAUGAGUAUGAUAGAGAUAUAAAAGUGCAAUAAAAUGACAUUUCAAAAUUUUGAAAACUAGCGAACUUGUAUGAGUGUGAUUAAAAUAUGUGCAUAUAAUCGUUGACAAAGAGGUUAAUUGCAUUUUCAACUUAAUCGCUUCCAAAAUGCGAAAAUGGCUACAAUUAAGGUUCGAUUUAUCGUUGUUUCGGCAGAUUUGCAAUAGGCACUUGUUCCGCUAGCGGUAAUAUAAUUGUAUAUACAUUACUUUAGAAAAUAUAACAAGACAUCAUCACAUUGCACUUUUAAUACUAAUGCCAAAUGAAGGGCGAGUUGCAAAACAAUAAACAUACCUACGCUUAAAAUAA
Molecule: messenger RNA, 3722 nt
Organism: Aedes aegypti (yellow fever mosquito)
Lineage: Eukaryota; Metazoa; Arthropoda; Insecta; Diptera; Culicidae
Product: C2 domain-containing protein 5
Exons: 15
Coding region: 137-3358 (1073 amino acids)
Biological process (GO): positive regulation of protein targeting to membrane; protein localization to plasma membrane; intracellular protein transmembrane transport
Cellular component (GO): plasma membrane
Molecular function (GO): calcium ion binding; calcium-dependent phospholipid binding
Source: RefSeq, a predicted model, not a curated record